This is a messenger RNA of Miscanthus lutarioriparius, 573 nucleotides long. The record is from the annotation of a GenBank genome assembly. NCBI's taxonomy places the organism in Eukaryota, Viridiplantae, Streptophyta, Magnoliopsida, Poales, Poaceae.
AUGGGCAUCUGCGUGUCGUGCGACGCGGCGGACGAGGGCGCCGCAGCGGCGAGGGUGGUGCUGCCCAGCGGCGAGCUCCGGGAGUACGUCCCACCGGCCACCGCCGCGACGGCGCUGCAAGCGGCCGGCGGCGAGGGGGCGUCGUGGUUCCUCUGCGACGCCGACGGGAUCGCGUUCGAGGGGGGACCCGUCGCCGUGGCCGCGGUCGCCCCCGGGGAGGAGCUCCAGGCGGGGCAGAUAUACUUCGUGCUCCCCGCCGAGAUGCAGCGCCGCCGCCUCACCCGCGACGAGGUCGCCGCGCUCGCGGUCAGGGCCAGCUCGGCGCUCGUCAAGGCCGCGGCCGCGGCCGCCGCCGCCCAGCCGUCCUCGCCAUGCCGCCGCCGCCGCCACGGCGCGGUGGCGCCGCUCGUGUUCCCGGUCCCCGAGGAGGAGUACGCGGCGGCCGACGCGGUCUGCUCGCCCGUCGCGGCGAAGCCUGCUGUGGUGGCGGCGCAGAAGCGGAGGGUGGCGUACCGGGGCGGCAGGGCGUCCAGGUUCUCCCCCGACCUGACCGCUAUCCCGGAGAGCGAGUAG